AUGGCGGAAAUCGGCGAACGGUUGGAUGCUCUGCAGGACGAAGGCAGCGCGUCGCGUGACGAAGACGGUGGCAUGCUGGCCGGGGAAUCGACGGAAAAUGUUAGUGAUGAAACAGAAGAGAAGGUAGAUGCUGCCCCGCGUGGCACACUUGCCGAUGGAGGACUGGACGACGACACGAGCAAGAACGGCGAAGCCGAACUCGUCGUGCUGAAUGUGACCGCGGACGGGCGCGUGAAGAGCUCCGUCACGGUGGAAGUGAACAAGGAGGCGGUGCGUGCGGGCUUCGUCUUGGCUGGAAUGCGCGUCCCCGGAGCAACGAAGAGCUCGGGCGCGGACUGCGACAAGGGCCCCGACGGCGCGAUGAAGAACGCCGUCGUGGGCAACAUGAACGACAAGGGCGGUGCGAAGGAGGGCACUGGCCCGAAUGAUAUGGCAAACGCGGGUGGUGCGACGGAAAGCACUAUCCCGAUCAAAACGGAAGAAGCAGCGUUGGGUCUGGACGCUGGAGGGUUACCCCGCGAGGUUACCUCUGGCACGGACACGCUGGAAGAUUGCAUUGAAGAUGCUGAGGUCGCGCGGUUGGAGCGGUUCUCCACCGUGACCAAGGCAAACGACACGGCCGAGUCGGAUACUCAGGGCCGUGCCGAGGAGGGCGGAACACCUUCGACUGAGAGUACCAAGGGUAGAGCGUCUCAGGCUCGCUAUGGACGCCUGUUCACCGACCGAGAGCUGGAGCUGCUCGAACAGGGUGAGUAUGGGCUGGCGAGCGACGAACCUGAGGAGUACGACAAGGAGUUGGAGGAACGGCUGUUCCCCCGUGACGAAGUGGAGAUGAAGCGGCGGAUGCAGGAGAACGCCGCGAGGUAG
Molecule: messenger RNA, 867 nt
Organism: Phytophthora sojae
Lineage: Eukaryota; Oomycota; Peronosporomycetes; Peronosporales; Peronosporaceae
Exons: 1
Coding region: 1-867 (288 amino acids)
Source: RefSeq, a predicted model, not a curated record